UAUUUUCCGUGAAACAAGAGUUUCUUUUGCUCAAAAUUUGUCUGGGCCCAAACAAGACGGUCCGAAGGCUUCGAUGCAAGUCCAGCCCAUCAGACUGGCCGGGUUCGAUCGAAGAAGACUGGCAGGGACGUACUCACUCCCGACUCGUUCAGCAAAGCGAGCAAUCAAAGAAAACGACGAGGGUUGAAGUAGCGAGUCCAGCGAUCCAUAAAGGAGCUGCAGUCCUCGUUGAGUCAAUCCUCAAGGAAGCUGAUACAGAGAAGACUAAAUUCGAGUCUGCAGUGGAAGCACAAAAAAUGGCGGGCAGGGCUUUUGCCGCCUCUUCAAUGGCUGUGGUUGCUCUCUGUAGGGAGUCCCACAGAUUCAAGAAUCUCCUCCCCAUUUUUCCCCACCAUGUCCCUUUUCGCCAUUUUCACUCUCCCAGUAGCUUGGGUGAUGUUCUAUUCAAGGUUUUCAGACAGAAACUCGAUAUUCGGCCUCUCCGUGAUGCAAAAAGGCUGUCCUUGGCUGGGUGUCUACAUGCUCACUGGCGUCCAUUAUCAAAUGUGGUGGACAAAGUCGUAGAGCUGCCAGACCACUCUGAAAGCAGUGGCACAGCAGAUGGACCCGGUGAAACUAAAUUGAGGAGGAAAAAGCUGAAGGGGAAAAGAGCUGUCGUCAGGUGGCUUAAAUGUUUUAGAUGGAAGAAGAAGAAAGAGUAUGAAAGGAUGACAGCAGAUGAGAAGAUCUUAUUCAAGCUUAGAAAGGCUCGAAAGAAAGAGGAGAGGCUUGUCGAAGCUUUGAAAAAGAUUGAACCUGCGGAAUCAUCCGAACCAACCCAUGAUCCUGAGAUAUUGACUCCAGAAGAGCACUUCUUCUUUCUAAAGAUGGGCCUUAAAUGCAAGAAUUAUGUGCCAGUUGGGCGAAGGGGAAUAUACCAAGGUGUAAUACUUAACAUGCACUUGCAUUGGAAGAAGCACCAGACGUUGCAAGUGGUGGUGAAAACCUUCUCACCAGAGGAGGUUAAGGAGAUUGCUGCUGAACUUGCUAGAUUGACCGGAGGGAUAGUUCUUGACAUUCAUGAGGAAAACACUAUCAUUAUGUAUCGAGGGAAGAAUUAUUCUCAGCCGCCAACAGAAAUAAUGUCGCCUAGGAUCACUUUGUCGAGGACGAAGGCACUUGAUAAGUCCAAAUACAGGGACGGUUUAAGAGCAGUUAGAAAGUAUAUUCCAAGACUUGAACAGGAUCUUGAGUUGCUUCAAGCACAGGCUCAAAAUGAAGUUGAGGUUAAAAAAGAGGCUGCCUGCGAAGUCCAGACCACAGAUAUUAGAGGCAUAUCUUCCACAGGCAAAUCAAAACUGCAGCUGGCUAAUUCUGAGAAGCUGAGAGAAAUAUUGGGUGGAAAUGAUGAAUCAAUUGGUGAUGACUCUAACAUGGAUUUGGGCAUAGAAUCAGAUUCUGAAGAUUUAUCUGAUAUUUUCGAGACGGAAACUGAGGCUGAUUCUGAGGACAAGGGGGAAGAAGACCUGUUUCUGGACAUUUUCGAUAAAUUUCCUGUGGAAACUGCCAGGGAGCCGGAGGAUUUUGAGGAUCACUUGCGUCAAAUAUCCGUGGACACAAGACGUGCAAAACCAUUAGGAAAAGAUGCUGACUCUCCAGACCUUGAUGAGGUCGACAGGUUGUUUCUGCGUGCAGCUUCGAUGUUAAAGAAAAGGAGAAGAUAAUUUCAUCAAAUUA
Rhodamnia argentea is the source of this 1716-nucleotide messenger RNA. RefSeq lists its product as uncharacterized. Gene Ontology annotation, molecular function: RNA binding. The record is from RefSeq and is a predicted model, not a curated record. Lineage: Eukaryota; Viridiplantae; Streptophyta; Magnoliopsida; Myrtales; Myrtaceae.